Messenger RNA from Scaptodrosophila lebanonensis, 912 nucleotides. It is a transcript of the gene RpS3, whose product is annotated as 40S ribosomal protein S3. Gene Ontology annotation, biological process: positive regulation of apoptotic signaling pathway; translation. The record is from RefSeq and is a predicted model, not a curated record. The coding region runs from base 71 to 811 and encodes 246 amino acids. Gene Ontology annotation, molecular function: RNA binding; structural constituent of ribosome. The transcript is spliced from 2 exons. Gene Ontology annotation, cellular component: nucleus; cytosolic small ribosomal subunit. NCBI's taxonomy places the organism in Eukaryota, Metazoa, Arthropoda, Insecta, Diptera, Drosophilidae.
GCCAUGUUAUCGGUAAAGCAGCGCUGUGUCUUUCUUUCUUUUUGACCACGUUCCGUGCGAGUCGUAUGAAAUGAAUAUGAACCUGACGAUUUCAAAAAAACGCAAGUUCGUCUCCGACGGCAUCUUCAAGGCGGAGUUGAACGAAUUCCUCACCCGUGAGCUCGCCGAGGAUGGCUACUCCGGCGUCGAGGUGCGUGUGACGCCCUCUCGCACCGAGAUCAUUAUCAUGGCCACGAAAACCCAGCAGGUUUUGGGUGAGAAGGGACGCCGCAUUCGUGAGUUGACCGCCAUGGUUCAAAAGCGUUUCAACUUCGAGUCGAACCGCAUUGAGCUGUACGCCGAGAAGGUCGCUACACGCGGUCUCUGCGCCAUUGCGCAGGCCGAGUCGCUGCGCUACAAGCUGACCGGUGGUCUGGCCGUGCGUCGCGCCUGCUAUGGUGUGCUGCGAUUCAUCAUGGAGUCCGGUGCCAAGGGCUGUGAGGUUGUUGUGUCCGGCAAACUGCGCGGUCAACGUGCCAAAUCGAUGAAGUUCGUCGACGGACUCAUGAUUCACUCCGGUGAUCCAUGCAACGAUUAUGUGGAGACUGCCACACGCCACGUGCUGCUCCGCCAAGGUGUGCUUGGCAUCAAGGUCAAGAUCAUGUUGCCCUACGAUCCCAAGAACAAAAUUGGACCCAAGAAGCCAUUGCCAGACAAUGUGUCCGUUGUGGAGCCCAAGGAGGAGAAGAUCUAUGAGACUCCAGAGACCGAAUACAAAAUUCCACCACCCAGCAAACCUUUGGAUGAUCUGUCCGAGGCGAAAGUUUUGUAAAAUUAUGUUUACUGUUUAACGCAAAAUGGUGAAGUUGAGAUAAAUACAACAACAACAACAAGUAAAUUCAAAUGAGGAUUUAAUAAACAUAAACAAAGUAA